AGAGAGAGAGAACAGCGGCGUCAAGACGUGAAGGAGAAGUUUCGAUCCGGGGGCGAAUCCAGGCGGCGUCGAUUUCGGUUCUAGGAUCUGAGCCAUGGCAGUAGCGACAGAGUUCUCACAUUUGGAAAUUUGCGAUUUACUUCCAAAGGAAGAAGAAGAAGAAGAAGAAGAAGCAGAAGAAGAAGAAGAANGAGAGAGAGAGAGAGAACAGCGGCGUCAAGACGUGAAGGAGAAGUUUCGAUCCGGGGGCGAAUCCAGGCGGCGUCGAUUUCGGUUCUAGGAUCUGAGCCAUGGCAGUAGCGACAGAGUUCUCACAUUUGGAAAUUUGCGAUUUACUUCCAAAGGAAGAAGAAGAAGAAGAAGAAGAAGCAGAAGAAGAAGAAGAAGAAGAAGAAGAAGAAGAAGAAGAAGCAGCAGCAGCAGAAGCAGAAGAAGAGGAGGAGGAGGAGGAGGCGGCGGCGGAGGGUUCACCUCAUCCAGAUAAUGUAAUGAAGGAUGACAUGGGGAUUGUCAUUGACAUAACUGAUAACCCUCCGUUUGAGUCUCGGCGUGAGCUGUACACAAAAGACGUUCCAACUGAGACUACCUACGAUUCAGAUGGGGAACCUAUUCUGGUUAUAGAUGAUUCCAUUGCUGAAGACAUGGAAUCUUAUAGGAAAUACAGGGCUGAUUUUCUUGCCAGUGAUGUAAUCUUGUUUCAUUACUUUACUGCUCUUGCUUUGCUUAAAAUUUUUUUCAUCCCUGCUGCUCACCUUUAAAUGCUUGUUUUGUUUGUUCCUUAGGGCUAUGAUGUCACUCACUAUUUUAACCCGUCUCCCAAUUUUCGCUAUUUCGUAUGCAAUCACCUUCGACCUGUGGGUCUUGCUCCUGGAGACUUGUUCUAUGAUCAUUGCCUCGCAGGAGUACAAAGAACAAUUCAAUUUCUCAAUCAAAAGAGAGGAAGAAAUCUUGAAUUUGGCGAGCUUGUGAAGGCAAGCUGGGUUGCAAAUACUUUUACUAGCUUUUAUGUCGCCUUUACUGCAACAGAAUAUGGGGAAAAACAAUCUUACCAAGCUCAAGUGUUUGUCUCUCUACAUGAUUACAGUCGAGUUGAGUUUUGGGAGUUCAGGGAAGCACCAUCAAAGGUAAUAACGAUCUUUCAAACCCUCAAUAAUACCUAGUCUUUAUCUGCACGUACGUCUCCAUGAGAUCAGAUGGUUUGAUUUUAUUAUUUCUUUAUGGUUAUUUCCCCUAUUCUCGCAGAAGGGCGACGACGUUGGGAAAGAUUGAAGCAUGCUCUUGUUAAGGUUGCAAUACCUACUCUAAAUUAAAUAAAUUGACUCUGCUUAUCUAUGGAGUACUUUUUCUUGUGUUCUCUCGAGAUGUUGAACAAUCUCUAGGCGUUUUUUUGUUUACAUUG
Messenger RNA from Cuscuta campestris, 1399 nucleotides. The record is from the annotation of a GenBank genome assembly. Lineage: Eukaryota; Viridiplantae; Streptophyta; Magnoliopsida; Solanales; Convolvulaceae.